Pipistrellus kuhlii (Kuhl's pipistrelle) is the source of this 2290-nucleotide messenger RNA. It is a transcript of the gene SLC29A4, whose product is annotated as solute carrier family 29 member 4. Gene Ontology annotation, molecular function: nucleoside transmembrane transporter activity; monoamine transmembrane transporter activity. The record is from RefSeq and is a predicted model, not a curated record. Gene Ontology annotation, biological process: nucleoside transmembrane transport. Gene Ontology annotation, cellular component: plasma membrane. Lineage: Eukaryota; Metazoa; Chordata; Mammalia; Chiroptera; Vespertilionidae. The transcript is spliced from 11 exons. Bases 128 to 1627 code for a protein of 499 amino acids.
UGCUCGCCGCCUCUGCACCCCGGACACGCACGCCGGCCAGGCCGCCGCCGACCGGACCCACGCAGGCCGCGGCGGGCGGGGCGGGCGGGUGCGGAGGGGCGGCAGCCGGCGGCGAGCCCGGGCCGCCAUGGGCUCUGCGGGCAGCCAGCGCCUCAAGGAGCCGGGCACGGCGGGCAGGAGCGUGGUGACGGGCUUCAGCUUCGAGGGCUGCCGGCUGGAGGAGGAGGCGGCCAGGGGCACCCCGGUUUUCACGGACUCUGAGGGGCGGGCGCCGGACGACCGCUACCACGCCGUCUACUUCGCCAUGCUGCUGGCGGGCGUGGGCUUCCUGCUGCCCUACAACAGCUUCAUCACCGACGUGGACUACCUGCACCACAAGUUCCCAGGGACCUCCAUCGUGUUCGACAUGAGCCUCACCUACAUCCUGGUGGCGCUGGUGGCCGUGCUGCUCAACAACGCGCUGGUGGAGCGGCUGAGCCUGCACACGAGGAUCACGGCGGGCUACCUCCUGGCCCUGGGCCCCCUCCUCUUCAUCAGCGUCUGCGACGUGUGGCUGCAGCUUUUCCCCCGGCGCCAGGCCUACGCCAUCAACCUGGCCGCCGUGGGCACCGUGGCCUUCGGCUGCACAGUGCAGCAAUCCAGCUUCUACGGGUACACGGGAAUGCUGCCCAAGCGGUACACCCAGGGCGUGAUGACCGGAGAGAGCACGGCGGGCGUCAUGGUGUCCCUGAGCCGCAUCGUCACCAAGCUGCUGCUGCGGGGCGAGCGGGCCAGCACGCUCACCUUCUUCCUGGUCUCCGCCGGCCUGGAGCUGCUCUGCUUCCUGCUGCACCUGCUGGUGCGGGGCAGCCGCUUCGUGCGCCACCACACGGCGCGGCCCCGGGGCGGCCGCGCGCACCACGUGGCCGCCGGCGACAUCUGCCUCGAGAACCCGGGCCCGGCCGGCGGGUCCCCGGACAGCCCGGCCCACGAGGCGCCCGGCGGUGAGCGCGGAGCCUACACGCGGUUCGACGUGCCGCGGGCGCGAGCCGAGCGGAGCUGGCCCUCCGUCCGCGCCCUGCUGCUGCACCGGUACGCGGUGGCCCGCGCCAUCUGGGCGGACAUGCUGUCCAUCGCCGUCACCUACUUCAUCACCCUGUGCCUGUUCCCCGGCCUGGAGUCCGAGAUGCGGCACUGCACGCUGGGCGAGUGGCUGCCCAUCCUCGUCAUGGCCGUGUUCAACCUCGCCGACUUCGUGGGCAAGAUCCUGGCGGCGCUGCCGGUGGACUGGCGGGGCACGCACCUGCUGGCCUGCGCCUGCCUGCGCGUGGUCUUCAUCCCGCUGUUCAUCCUGUGCGUGUACCCCAGCGGCGCGCCCGCCCUGCGCCACCCCGCCUGGCCCUGCGUGCUCUCCCUGCUCAUGGGCAUCAGCAACGGCUACUUCGGCAGCGUGCCCAUGAUCCUGGCCGCCGGCAAGGUGGGGCCGCGGCAGCGGGAGCUGGCAGGGAACACCAUGACCGUGUCCUACAUGACGGGGCUGACGCUGGGCUCGGCCGUGGCCUACUGCACCUACAGCCUCACCCGGGGCGCCCGCCAGAGCUGCCUGGAGCCCCCCACCGCCAACGCCUCCCUCCCCGCCAGCCUCUGAGCCGGGCGCCGCCCGCCCACUGCCGCCUGCCGCCUGCGGGCCGGCUCCUCCUGUGCCAAGACCGCCACCUCCCGGGCCGCCCACCCGGCCCGCGGCCCCGGUCCCCCAGGCCUCAGCCUCCACGCCACGGACUGGACCCGCCCACACGGCCCCGCGCCUCCCGCCCUCGCUGCGUCCAGUCUGGUCCCAGCCGGCCCGCUGGGCGGGCGGUCACCAGCCAUGUCCCUCCUGCAGCCCCGCCCCCAGGUCGGCUCUGAGGGCCCCUCUGUCACCCAGUCACAGCGUCACCCCCCCAAGCCAGCCCUCCACGUGGGCCCCCACCUAGCCUUAGCCCUGGCUUUCCCGAACCCGGGUCUGAGUGCAGGCCUGGGCCCCUGGGCCCCUCCCUCACCUGAUGCCACAGCCUGGGGUCCGCCCGCCCAGGACCUGCCCCUCCGGCUGGUGGGCCCCCGGGCUGAAGUCCACGCCAGCCCUAAGCCUGACCCCCACCCGGCAAAGCCCAGGAGGGCCGAGUCCCCCAGCCGGACCCUCCGGUUGGCUCAGGACGAGUUGAGGGGGCUCCGGGGUGCUGUCCGCCCUCCACACCCACACCAUGUGGCGAAGCCCCUGCUGAGUCCCCCCACCCCCGUCUGUCACUCCGUACCGCACCGGCCAUUAAACGAU